This is a messenger RNA of Castor canadensis (American beaver), 918 nucleotides long. Lineage: Eukaryota; Metazoa; Chordata; Mammalia; Rodentia; Castoridae. The record is from RefSeq and is a predicted model, not a curated record.
AUGGAGCUUCACUACCUUGCUAAGAACAAUAGCCAGGCAGAUCUGUGUGAUGUUGUGAACUGGAGUUCAGGAGGGCUUCCUGGUGACCAGGCAGAUUCAGCAGCCAUCAGAGAUGCUCUUUGCUCUCAGAAACACUGUACAUCCACUCCAAGACAAACUGGGAUGGAAGGAUCUAAACUUAACUCUUCUCCAGCAUCCCCCUCCUCCUCUCUGCAAAACAGUGCCAUUCAGCCAAGCUUUUUCCCACCAGGACAUCUUGAUUCAGGAAACAACCAAAUAAUAGCAGAACGGAAGGUCUGCAACUGCUGCAGCCAGGAAUUAGAAACUUCUUUCACUUACGUGGAUGAGAAUAUCAACUUGGAGCAGCGGAACCGAAGGUCUCCUUCUACAAAAGGGAGUAAUCAUCAUGGAGAACUUGGCUGGGUAAAUCCAAGUGAAUGGUCCCAGGAGGCUGCCAUAUCUUUGAUAUCUGAAGAUGAAGAUGAUACAAGUUCAGAAGCCACGUCUUCAGGGAAGUCAGUUGACUAUGGUUUUAUCAGUGCCAUCUUGUUCUUAGUCACUGGCAUAUUGCUGGUGAUUAUUUCUUACAUUGUCCCACGGGAGGUGACGGUGGAUCCCAAUACAGUGGCAGCCCGGGAGAUGGAACGGCUAGAAAAAGAGAGUGCAAAGCUGGGAGCUCACCUGGACCGUUGUGUCAUUGCUGGGCUCUGUCUCCUCACACUUGGAGGGGUUGUUCUGUCUUGUUUGCUAAUGAUGUCUAUGUGGAAAGGUGAGCUCUAUCGUCGAAACAGAUUUGCCUCUUCCAAAGAGUCUGCAAAACUCUAUGGUUCUUUCAACUUCAGGAUGAAAACCAGCACUAAUGAAAAUAGCUUGGAACUGUCCUUGGUAGAGGAAGAUGCUCUUGCUGUACAGAGUUAA